ACUGUACCCGCCCCCUUCCCCCAGCCCGCCUUCUUUGAUUUCUGAGAAGAGGAGAUGUCGGCACUCGGCAGCUGGAGAGAAAAGAGUGAUGUGUAUGUAAUUUAAGCACAAGAUGUCCAAGUACCUGAAGCAUUUCACCUCUGUUGGUGACAAGCAAAAUGAUAAACCAUAUCAUGAAGAAGAUGAGGAGAAGCAGCCAGAGCCAGAAGAAAAACCUGCAACGCCUCACCCAUUUACGUCGUCCUACACUUUCCGGGAUGCCCUAAAAUGGCUUUUUGGCUGUCACAAGUUUCAUAUUGUCAUUGUGUGCCUUGUUAUUCUGGAUGCCUUAUUUGUGCUAAUUGAAGUCCUUCUCGACUUGGAACUCUUGGUGGACAAAGUUGACCAUAUUAUACCAGAGAUCUUUCACUACCUGAGUAUUUCCGUCUUGUCGUUCUUCUUGUUGGAAAUUGUGGGUAAACUGUUUGCUUUCCGGCUUGAAUUUUUCCACCAUAAGUUUGAAGUUUUUGAUGCAGUGAUUGUUAUAAUAUCGUUUAUUAUUGACGUCGUCUACGUAACCCGGGAAGAUGUAUUCAGUGCAGUUGGGCUGCUCAUUUUACUCCGGUUGUGGAGGGUAGCCAGAAUUGUGAAUGGUGUCAUUUUGUCUGUGAAAAGUCGAGCAGAAGAGAAGAUCAACAAGUUAAAGGAAAAGCAGGAGACUCUACUGGCCAGAGUAUUUCAGCUGGAACAGCAGUGUUCCCAGCAGGAGCAAGAAAUUGGAAGACUUCAGAAAGUAUUGCAGCAAAAUAACAUUUUCCCUGAACCCUAUGAGCCCAACAUACCCUGAAGAAAACAAAUGCUAUAAGAGCACCUAUCUGAACGUUGUCUGUUGUGGUUGUGUCCUUAAUAUGAAACAUGUAAAGUUAUGCUUGAUUUUAUAUUGAUUAAUCUUUCGGAAUAUAAAUAUGUACAUUUUUAAUAAAUAAAUGAUUUUGUACACACUUUUAUAAUCAAAUAUUCUUUAUCUAAAAUAAAGGCUUGAUGGGCCAGCCACCAA
Rana temporaria (common frog) is the source of this 1036-nucleotide messenger RNA. RefSeq names its product hydrogen voltage gated channel 1 (gene HVCN1). The transcript has 6 exons. Lineage: Eukaryota; Metazoa; Chordata; Amphibia; Anura; Ranidae. Bases 113 to 826 code for a protein of 237 amino acids. Gene Ontology annotation, biological process: proton transmembrane transport. Gene Ontology annotation, molecular function: voltage-gated proton channel activity. The record is from RefSeq and is a predicted model, not a curated record. Gene Ontology annotation, cellular component: plasma membrane.